CCUUCCUCACUCCAAUCCCAAACCCUAAAAUCUCCUCUUUUAGGGCUAAUAUACAUAUAUAUAUAUACAUACAAUAUAUACAUAAAUAUUCUUAUAUGCGGUGAUCGGAGCUCUCAUAUAUCGGCGAUCUAAUUCAUGAUUUUCGAGUUGUUUCGCCGGAAAUUCGACUCCGCCGGUGUAAUUCCGCCCAUCAAUGGCGUCCACAGUGUUAUCUGGCCGUAAUGAAUCGAGUUGGGGCCAAUCCCUUUACUCUAAUAAUCUAAACCCUAACCCUAACCCUAACCCUAAAUCGAUCCCCAAGAAGAAGAAAUUACACGCACUUGGAGGAGGCAAGGUUACGGCGCCUGAAGAUGCGUACUCGUUCAACCAGAGAUCGAUGGAAUGGAACAGCGAUUCGAAUUUCAAUCGAGGCGAAUACGUUACCUUCAACAUCGGUUCGUACACGAGAAGCGAGCUGAUCGAGCUCAAGAAACGGUUGGUCGCUGAACGAGAACAGAUCUGGAAAUUGAACGAUCGCAUCGAUUCUGGGAAAAUCGGCCGCCAAUUUCCGGGAAAAUUCAAAAAGCUGUCGGGAAACAAGAGGCCGAUUCCGUUCGUUUCCGGAAAAGAUCCGAAGCGAUUGUGCGAAACAACGUCGGAUAAUGGAAUUGGAAUUGGAAAUGGAAAUGCGAGUGAAAUUGGUGAUUCGAUGAAGAUGUGCAGGCAGGUGUUGACCAAGUUGUUGAAGCACAAGCUCAGUUGGAUUUUUAACAAGCCUGUUGAUGCUGUUGCUAUGGGGCUUCAUGAUUAUCAUCAGAUAAUCAAGCGUCCUAUGGAUCUUGGGACGGUGAAAUCGAAUUUUGCAAAAAAUCUGUACGCUUUACCCGAAGAUUUUGCAGCGGAUGUGAGAUUAACCUUUAACAAUGCGAUGUUGUAUAAUCCGAAGGGCGAUGAGGUGCAUAAGAUGGCUGAGCAGCUUCUUGUUCGUUUCGAGGAGUUGUAUAGGCCAAUUCAGGAGAAGUAUGAGGGUGAUCAAAAGCAACGUGUUGUUCUAAGUGAUGAAUUACAGGGGAGCUCAUGGAGUCGCAUUCCAACCCCUGAGAGGACAAAAAAAUUGAAAUCAAAUUCAAUGCAGACUUCACGGAAGCAUGACAAGGUGCAAAGGCCUGAGAUUGCCACCAAAAAAUCGAAAUCAAAUUCAAUGCCAACUGCACAGAAACAAGAGAAGAUGCAAGUGCCCGUGAGUGCCACAAACCCAACAUCAUCAUCAAACCCGCAAUCGUUGCAAUCGCCAACUGUGCCGACUCCAUCACCGGUGCAAGGACCUCCUGUGAAGCCGGCAGUGGUGAGAGCGAACCCGGGGAAGCAACCAAAGCCGAAGGCGAAGGAUCCUAAUAAGAGGCAAAUGAGCAUGGAGGAGAAGCAUAGAUUGAGUGUUGGGUUGCAGAGUUUGCCCCAGGAAAAGAUGCCACAGUUAGUGCAGAUUAUGAAGAAGAGGAAUUCACAUUGGCCUCAAGAGGAGGAUGAAAUUGAGCUAGAUAUUGAGGCAAUUGAUCUGGAGACCCUUUGGGAGCUUGAUCGAUUUGUGACUAAUUGGAAGAAGAUGGUCAGCAAGAAUAAGAGGCAAGCACUCAUAGGGAACAACAAUUCAGCUGCAGCCACAGCCUCAGGCGAGGACAACGCGCUUUCUGUGAGUGAAAAAACUGACACUGUGAAGAAGCUGAAGAAAGGAGAGGGUGGAGAGGAAGAAGUGGACAUCGGUGAUGAGAUGCCAAUGAGCAGCUUCCCCCCUGUGGAGAUUGAGAAGGAUGAUGGUGGUCGUGAUAAUGGCCAUGCCUCCAGCAGUUCUAGCAGUUCCAGCAGCUCAGGCAGUGAUUCAUCUUCGUCAAGUGAUUCUGAUUCGGGGAGCUCUUCAGGGAGUGAUUCUGAUGCAGAUGACGCGCAGUCACGGGGCCUAAAAUCCAAGGAAUUGUCAAAGACUUGAGGAGGGGAGUUAUGGUAAAUUGUCCAAAAUUCUUUCCAUAGGAUGGUGUAUUUAAUGUUUGGUGGUGACUGAUGAGAUAUAAAUUUCUGUAAGCACUGGCCAUUCCUGAUUGUGCAUCGAAUAUUAAUGGCGCGAUUGAGCUGAACAAAUGUGCUGUCUUGCUGGCUGAUGCAGCCCCAUCAGCGUCAACAACACAGACUAGUAGUAUGCUUGAUUUGAUUCCCUCAACCUGGCUUCUCUCCCCGUUCUGCGUGAUGAUCUGUUUUUGGGAUUCAUUGGCAUAAGAUUGAAAACAAAGAAGAAAGAUUCUUCAGAGCAUGUUGAAGAUUUUGGGUGGCAUUUUACAGAAACAGCUCUCAUCUGUCUUUUGUUUUUUUUCUUUAUUUUCAUGAGAUGGUGUCAUGCUUUUCAGUGGACUCUCUGGCUCUUUCACAACUCUCUCUAUUGACAUUUCCUUUUUGGAUUUGGGAUAUUCUCUAUUAUUGUCCAAUCCAAUCAAUCUGAGUUUUGCAUUGAAUGAUUUGCUCGAAGUGAGGUGUUAACUGAUGAGAUGCGACCACCAAGACCCAUCAGCAGAAUCUCUCUACUUUACUUUUUUUUGUUUUUGAUGUUGUCCUCUUUGUUUGUUUGUGUAUAUGUAUGUAUACUCAUCAAAUCUAUACAAGAUAACCCAAAGGAUCUUCAUCCUUUUGCAUAAUCA
This is a messenger RNA of Camellia sinensis, 2663 nucleotides long. RefSeq names its product transcription factor GTE7. NCBI's taxonomy places the organism in Eukaryota, Viridiplantae, Streptophyta, Magnoliopsida, Ericales, Theaceae. The record is from RefSeq and is a predicted model, not a curated record. Gene Ontology annotation, molecular function: protein binding.